This is a messenger RNA of Penicillium brevicompactum, 1395 nucleotides long. RefSeq lists its product as uncharacterized. The transcript is spliced from 2 exons. The record is from RefSeq and is a predicted model, not a curated record. Bases 1 to 1395 code for a protein of 464 amino acids. Lineage: Eukaryota; Fungi; Ascomycota; Eurotiomycetes; Eurotiales; Aspergillaceae.
AUGGGGCAUACGCCAGCGAAGCAGGCCAAUUCCAAACCGCGCAAAAGAGGCUUCGGCAACUUGUUGAUCUUAUCUUUGAUACAGGCUGUGCACGAAAUUGGCCUGUUGCAACAGGGCAUCGCGAUGCCAGAUGCCCAGUCCUGGAUGCAUCAAGUUGACUUCAAUUCACCCAGAGAUGAGUCGCAAACACUAUAUACAAGGUGGAUGUCCUAUAUCAACGCUGAAUCGAUAAGGCUGUCGCUUUAUACUCUAGUCUUCCUAGACUCGCACGCCUUUUCUCCUUGCAAUUCUCGAUCUUUGAUGUCACCGAUGGAGCUUGGCUGGGAACUUCCCUUUCCCAUCAGUCUAUGGGAAGCCAGAAACCCUCACAUAUGGCUUUUGAGAUUCAAUGAGAACUUCGGGCUUUCAACCUUUUCAUUAGCCAACAAUCUUUUACACGUGCCACGUGGCCUGGGGACGGCGUCUCUGACCAUUGCCACUCAGCAGCUCAUGACUGAAACACCAGACUCGGAACUCUUAACGGCGUUAGAUGCAUCCCCUUUUGCCGCAUUUUGCGUAUUGACAAACAUCGGUGUUCUAAUUCGAGACUUUACGCGAUGUUACUAUCAAAUGCCGCCAAGUCCGUCAGAUCCCAAUCCGUUCCAUAUACUGACCCAAGCUCAGAACAAGCAAGUGCACGCCGCAAUAGAAGCGAUCGCCAAGAUUGUCAAAAAGCAGGCUUACAAUGGUGAUAGCCCUCAGUUUUUGCUAUGGAGAACGAAUGAGCUCUUUAUCUCUUCUAUCAAGAUCAGCCUUUGUCGCCCAGAUCAACUCUUGGUAGCUGGCAUUGUGGACAAUAGUCUGAUAGCUGGGAUGGCUGCAUCUACUCAUUUAAGCCAAGGCAACCUUGUCGCAAUUCGGCGAUCAGCACCCCUUGUUUCUCACCAUGUUGGUGGCGACGAAGGGAUCGUGGCUCUUCUGAGAGAUCUAUCGGUCGCAUUUUCCAGCAUCUUCGGAGAAGAACAGGAUAAAGUGGCACGCGAAGCUCCAUGGGUUACCGUGACCAGUUAUGGGGUUCUGCUAUGCAUAUGGGGAGCGCUCAAACGCGCAAGCAGUGAUAUCCGCCGCCACUUGGAUACCUUCAACGAACUUCCGAUCACCUCAGAAUCAUGCAUACUGAUUUUCAACACCCUCAUGGAGUCAGUCCUUCUUCAUUCUACAACCGAGAAAGAUCGAGCGACACGAGACCCCCGCCUGUGGACCAUGGAUCGAGAAGCUUUCAUUAGUCUGCUCGAUGAAGGCGAGUCACUAUUCGUUAAUUUGAUCAAGACAUUCUGUCAGCGGCGGUCCUUGUGGGGCAUUGGACCUUCAAUGUUGGCUGUAUUGGGCGAGAUUCCCGGUACUGGGGUCGAGUGA